AUGGAGUUCAGGGAUACCAAAACAAGCUUGAGAGAUAUCCGCAGGCUAAAAUUGGAAGAAGAAAAAGAAAUGAAUCUUUCGGAACAAGAAAAAGAACUUUCAAAUGCAAUAGAUACUCUUGACUUGGAGAAUUCAAAUCAUCGUGCUUACGCUGCAGGGUUUAUGAUGGUUAGGCCUGGUAUAAAACCAGAGAAGUCUGAUAUACAGUUGUUCUAUACAGAUGAAUAUGAUCUGUUGGUCGAUAAUCCUGAUGAUUUCGAGGAAAAGAGUACGGUUAUGCUAAAGAGUUUUAUUAAUGCCAUAAUUAAAGCGGGGAAAAAAGAAAGAAGAGUGACUGUGGCCUACUUUCACAAUUUAGCAGGGUUCGAUGGGAAAAGUUUUGCCCCUGAAUUAGGCGGGAAGGGAGAAAUGGACUACCUAAAAGUGAACAUUAGUAAUCUAACUAUGAAAAAGAGAGAUUAUUUACAGUAUCUCGAAAAGGAUAUUUUAUUGACAGCCGCUAUUCUACAAAAAGCGCAAGAAAUCUAUUUUCAAUUAUAUAAUGUGGAUAUAACUUCAGUUAUAACUAUAUCAUCAAUGGCGUUAAGAAUAUUUCGGACCAAAUAUUAUGAUGAUUCGAAGGAAGAGACACGGAUCUAUAUCCCUGACGAUAACCAAGACCGUUUUAUUAGGGGUGGAUACUACGGUGGUCAUACAGAUGUAUAUAUACCAUAUGGUGAAAAUCUGAAAUUGUAUGAUGUAAAUUCUCUAUAUCCAUACAUAAUGCAGAAUUGUUUAAUGCCUGGUGGGAGAGGAGAAUGGUUAUCUGAUCUUCGAAAUGCUAAAUUAGAGAAUUUGUUUGGGUUUGUUAAAGCAAUGGUAGUAUGUCCAAAGGAUAUGAACAGGCCUUUUCUACCUUAUAAAGAGAAUACUGGACAACUCAUAUUCCCAACAGGAUUGUUUUUAGGUGUUUACUGGUCAGAAGAGUUGAAAUAUGCGGAAAAGCUGGGUUACAAGGUGUAUCCAUUACAAGCAUUACAGUAUAAAAUGAUCAAAACACCUUUCAAAGAAUUUAUCAAUGAUUUGUAUAAUCAAAGACUUGAAGCUAAGAAAAAUGGUGAUGAAGCGUUGUCAUUUGUAUUGAAGACAACAAUGAACAGUCUUUAUGGCCGUUUCGGUAUAUCGCCUGAAAGCACUAAGACAGAAAUAGCUGUAAGUAAAGAAGAAUUUGAAGCAGGCAUAGAGAAAGAAGGGUAUUACGAUUUUAGACCCCUAGGUAAUGAUACUUAUGUAAUGAUGUAUAAACAGAGCAGAAGAGCAGAAGAUAUUCUCGAUGAUAUAAAAAAAGACCUCUCAAAUAGUGCCGUUCAUAUAUCUGCAGCUAUUACAGCCUACGCCAGGAUAUAUAUGUAUCCACAUAUCUCAAGGGAAGAUUGCUAUUACACUGACACAGACUCUAUUGUUAUUAAAGGCUCACUUAAAGAAGAUAUGAUUUCACCUACCGAAAUAGGUAAGUUCAAGAUUGAAUACGAUAAUAUUGAAUCUGCUAUCUUUGACGCACCCAAGGAAUAUAUGUUGGUGAUUGGUUUACCUGAUACUGAUGAAAAGAAGAAUGUAAUCAAAUUCAAAGGGGUUGGCCAUGACGCGGCUGACCCCGAGUGGUUCAGGAAGCGGGCGGAGAACCCAGGUUAUAAACAGACAGUGAUCUACAGAAACUAUUUCUGUAAGGAUUUUAAAAAUCUGGAAAUAGGUUAUCGUAAAAGUAAAGUUACUAUGGGAGAGGAAAAAGAGAAGAAAAAGAGAGAACCGGUUUACGAUGGAAAGAGAAUUGUUGGAACUAAACCUAGGCAUUUAAAUGUUGAUGAUCUAAGAAGUCUUGAUCAUAGGGCUGUCAAAAUAUUGGUCCAUUUAUUGAGUAAGCAUGAUGAUCUCAAGAAAAUAUUGGAUGAUAAUGGUAUCGCUUAUGAGGAAACAAAGCCGUUUAUUCGACCAGAUGAGAAGGAGACCUACAAGUCUAGCAUAGAGACUGUAUCUGAUAGCAUAGAGACUGUAUCUUCUAAGAUAGAAAUAGUAUCUGAUAGCAAAGACUCACUAUAUGAUGAUAUCGAUGAUGAUGAAAGUGGUAUAUGA
Miscanthus lutarioriparius is the source of this 2109-nucleotide messenger RNA. NCBI's taxonomy places the organism in Eukaryota, Viridiplantae, Streptophyta, Magnoliopsida, Poales, Poaceae. The record is from the annotation of a GenBank genome assembly.